AUGGCUUCGACCCAGUCAGUUCAGUGCUUCGGCAAGAAGCGAAAUGCGACGGCUGUCGCCCACGCCAAGACCGGAAAGGGUCUGAUCAAGGUCAACGGCCGCCCUCUCCAGCUCGUUGAGCCUGCCAUUCUCCGAACCAAGGUCUACGAGCCCCUGCUGGUUGUCGGCCUCGACAAGUUCGCCGGCCUUGACAUCCGUGUCCGUGUCUCCGGUGGUGGUCACACUUCCCAGAUCUACGCCAUCCGACAAGCAAUCUCCAAGGCUCUGAUUGCCUACAACCAGAAGUUCGUCGAUGAGCACACCAAGAACCUGCUCAAGCAGGCCCUGACCCAGUUCGACCGUACCCUCCUCGUUGCCGACAACCGCCGUUGCGAGCCCAAGAAGUUCGGUGGUCCAGGUGCCCGUGCCAGAUUCCAGAAGUCCUACCGUUAA
Messenger RNA from Diaporthe citri, 432 nucleotides. RefSeq lists its product as uncharacterized. Lineage: Eukaryota; Fungi; Ascomycota; Sordariomycetes; Diaporthales; Diaporthaceae. The record is from RefSeq and is a predicted model, not a curated record. The coding region runs from base 1 to 432 and encodes 143 amino acids. The transcript is spliced from 4 exons. Gene Ontology annotation, cellular component: cytosolic small ribosomal subunit; ribosome. Gene Ontology annotation, biological process: maturation of SSU-rRNA from tricistronic rRNA transcript (SSU-rRNA, 5.8S rRNA, LSU-rRNA); translation. Gene Ontology annotation, molecular function: structural constituent of ribosome; RNA binding.